Molecule: messenger RNA, 1619 nt
Organism: Labrus mixtus (cuckoo wrasse)
Lineage: Eukaryota; Metazoa; Chordata; Actinopteri; Labriformes; Labridae
Exons: 2
Coding region: 421-975 (184 amino acids)
Source: RefSeq, a predicted model, not a curated record
UUCUUAAUGGGCUCUGCUUUCCUCCGUCCAUCUGCCCUGAUGAUAAACACAGCUGAGCCUGAUGCGCAUCACAGUUUCAAACGGUUUAUUUUCCAUUUUUACAACAAAACUUGAAUUUGAACACUUUUCUACAACAUCUGGAGAGCCACAGACGGAGGAGAAACACCUGGAGUUUAUGAGCAGCGACUUUUGAACAGUUUGGAAGAAAUGGUUGGAACUAACUGGUGAGAUUCUUCACCCUGGAGAUAAAAGGCCAAGAAAAAACAAGAUAUAAAGGUAUCCAAGUUAAAAGAAACUCUGUUUUGUGGAGUUUUUGGAUGUGUGUUCCGCGUCAGAGCGCAUGGGGAGUGCGCACUCUGGGACUGUUUGAGUGACACCACCCAGCCGGUAAAGUAACCUCCGCCCCGGUCCCGGAGGAGGAUGCCUUCCCUGCAUCACGGAGCCAUCUUCGUCGGAGCCUUCCUCAUUGUAACAGGGGGCUCCACAGCCUUCCUGGCCUCGUACCAGAGCCGCCUGCAGGCGUUCUCCCUCUGUUGCGUGGUACUGGGGGUGGUCAUGCUCAUCCUGGGGCUCUUCUGGGCCAUGAACAGCAAGAGUGCCGCGAACUACAACAACCGGGACUUCGACCCGGACUGUCCGCAUUAUCCGUACAACGACUACCCAAACUUCGUGAGCCACGCGCUCUUCACGCCUCCGGGGGGUCGCUUCCCGGAGUCCCAGUCUGUGUUUCUUCCCAGAACGAUGGAGCACCACCGACACGGCGCUCGAGGAGAGGAGUUUGACUACCCCCCCAUGGAGCCUGGAGGUUUCAGUCCUCCUCCUCACCCUCCUCCUUGGUUUGAGCCCCCUCCUCCCUACGAGGUGGCCAUUAAGACCACGUGCAGCUCCACACACCUGCGGCGUGCGUACUCAGACACACACCUGGCAACAGAGCCUCUGUUUGCGCGGUCCAGAGAGAUCAGCUUUGAGGUGUGAUGCGGUGGACACACACACUCCUGCCUUUAACGUCAACAGACUUUGUCAAAACACUUGAGGCAUGCUUCUCAAGGAUGUCGAAAUGUUGUAGCAUGUUUUCUCUAAGUUUAAAGUGAUAACAAAAAAUAUUUACAAAUAUACGUUCAAGAGAAAUAGCACCAAAUCCAGCCUUAUUGAACAAACCAGGACACUGUAUGUGUGUUUAAAGAGCGCAGCAAAUUGUGAGUGUGAAAAACUGUGCAAAGAGAUUUACACCACUGCCAUUUCUGUUUAGAACAACACAAGAUGGUUAGCUUAGCCUAGCACAAAGACAAUAAACAGAUGGAAACAAACUAGCAUUGCUUUAAAGCUCUCUGUUUGGCAUGUAAUAUGAUGGUUGUUUUUUGUGUGUAUAGUCAAAGUUGCAGGCUGGAGUUUUUUUUUUUGCAAGUAGAACUGACUUCCUGCUGUUAUGCUAAGCUAAUCGAAUGCAGAGCAAAUCAGGCAAAUCUUUUUACUCUGAAAGACAUCAAUUUAAAAUAACAAGAUGCAAUGUUUACAGACUCAGAGCAGCAGAUGUUUCAUCAUUGACUGUAUACGAAAAAGUGGACAAAGCAACCAUGACGUCAGCCAUCAGUUUAUUAAAGACUGUUUUGAAGCCUUUA